UACAUCUGUGUUGAUAUCAGCACGUGUGUGAGCGAGACAGCUCGUACCAAACAUGCACAGACCGGGCGGCCAUAGCAACGGGUAUCAACGGGGCCUGCGAACAAUGGCCACAAAAACUAUCGGGGGAAGGGUCAUGAAUUGAUUGUUAUUUGUUGUACUUGGUGUGAGAGUGUGUGCAGAAGAACACGUUGAGUGCGAUAAACCUUUCAAGAGGAAACCUUUGUAACAACGCUGGAUUUAAUUUUAAGGAAUGACUUACGCCUUAAGGUCCUUAUUCGACUGAAGCCAAGGAAAUGUUAACUUGUUUGUGACUGAUAAAUGAAUCAUAUUAUUGAGUUGAAUGUUCUGAAACUUGAAUGAAAUGGCGAGCACGAAAGCAGACCCAAUCAACACAGGUCCUCUAAAACUGGAACACGACAUAACACCCCGAGACCUUCAUCACAUCAACACAAUUGGCCUAUCCAAAUCACUUGGUGAUUCACAUAGAUUCAAAGGCUUUCCAGAUUCUAAUUUUGUUCAGGGAAGAGAUCCUCUCCGUGGUUCACCUAAACCCAUCCCCACAGUUACACACAGAAGACCACAACAUUUUGUGAAAGGAGUUCCUUUAGAUCACAAACUACAGAACAAUGUAGAAAGCAGUGAAGAGACCGCGUUUCAGAAUGGGAGACCUAAUGUUAUUGCAAAGAAUGGAGUGCAGUAUGGUUCUGAAGAACAUGACACAAUGCCAAAUGUUCCGAUGUCAGCCAAAAAGAAAACCCCCUUCUGGAAUGAAGAUAGAACGUCUGCUGAAGUAAGAAAGAAAGUGAGGCAGAUGAGAGAGGCUGAAUGGGAUCAAACUCAGUGGAAGACUUUUAAGAAAGAACAAUUAAAAUCAGAUGUAGAGACAAAGAAGAAGGAUCUUCAAAUGCUAAGAGACUAUAAACCGUUUGGAAGACCAGGAGCCGGAGCACCAAGAGGAGAACGAGAAGCCUAUAGAACAAGGGCUGUAUCUGAUGACCAACUUAAUGAUGGACCAGAACUUCUGAAAUUCCUUCAGUUUGGCAAACCUGGCCACGGGGCGCCGAUCCGGACGGACUCUGGCAAGUUGAAGGCUAGUAUCCGCGCAAACAAUGAUAUCAGAUUCAGAGAAGGAGCAGGAAUGAGAAAAGGGGUAGAGAAUAAUACCAGAUAUACCAAUCCUAAGGAAUAUGGAGAUAAAGUUAACUCAGAACUGGAUUCCAUAAAGAACUCUCAAGGAAACAUGGCAUUAGAAAGAAGAACAGUAAGAGAAAUGGAGAGACAGAUGGAGAAAGAGGAAGAGAGAAAAACGUGGGAAUAUAAUCCUUUUGGAAAAUCCGGCGCUGGGGCUCCUAUCAAGACUGAAUCGGGUAAUCUAAAAACUGGAAGAGCCAGGACACUUGCCAAAGACCCGCUGGAACUGAAACAGAUUGAAGAAAAACCACACAUGAAGAAACUUGUUACAGAAGAAGGAAAUACUGUACAGUACAAUCCAUGGGGGAAAGGUCACGGGGCCCCUGAGAGAGAUGCCUACGGGAACACCAAGAAGCUUAGGUGGGGUGAUCCAAAUACUGCUUCAGAAAACUUUGUACCUGUCAGCACGGGUGUUGCUAUAGAAACCAAACCAUUUGGAGGCGGUGGUCAUCAGAUUGAUGAGAAGGGAGAAAAGAAGACCCGUUUCCAUCAGACUCUACAAAACUCUGCAAAUCCUGGAGGAACUUUACGUGGCCCUCUUCGGCAGACAGAGUUCAUGAUUGAGGAUGGUGUGAAGAGAGAUACCAGUGAGCCAUGGGGUAAACCUGGUGGGGGUGCACCUGUCUACUUACCAGAUGGUAGCAUCUAUGCUGCUAACAGGGGUAAAGCCGUCAUGGACCUCAUGGGUGUAGACCCGCCCAAACGAGAAGAGGUCCAAGCCAAGCACCAGUAUCUAGAAUCACUCAAAACUGAGAUUGAUUAUCAGAAAACCCAGAGACAGCGUGAAGCGAAGGAAAUCAUGAAGCCAGGAGGGGAGACUGUGAACUGGAUCAGAAGCAAAGAAAUUGGAUACCCCAGUAAAGACCCAACAACAGGCACCGCUCUACCGAUCCAUCAUAAGGCUACAUCUGAUAUCACAAGACAUGUGAUGGAUAUCAGGAGACCAGGACUGGAUGCACAAGAUUAUAGAACAGACUUAAUACAUCAAGCUGAGCAGAGGAAUAGACAAAAGCAAUUAGAGAGAGAGAUUUCUAGACAAGAGAUUUCCAAGCAUCAUCAGUCCUUGGGGCAGAACUGGGGUAGACCAGGGAAUGGCGCCCCCUACGAACCAGCGAUGAAGAGACAUGCUCUUGAUCCAGACACGUUGCAUCAGAUGAAAAGGGUUCCAGAGCCAGCCAAGACGUGGGCCCGUACCAAGGCUCUAGAGGGCAGGUUUCGAGAUCCGGCCAACCAGCCUGGAGUGCCUCGCCAGAAUCCUCCGGUAGAUUCUACUGCAGUUGCGAAUGGAUCAUAUCAUCUCAGAGCACCGUGGGGAGCUUACUCUGUAUAAAAUCAAAUCACAGCUAUCAAGUGCCAAGUCGGAACAAAAAAGAGCAAAGGAAAA
Molecule: messenger RNA, 2575 nt
Organism: Lytechinus variegatus (green sea urchin)
Lineage: Eukaryota; Metazoa; Echinodermata; Echinoidea; Temnopleuroida; Toxopneustidae
Exons: 21
Coding region: 362-2521 (719 amino acids)
Source: RefSeq, a predicted model, not a curated record